This is a messenger RNA of Ipomoea nil (Japanese morning glory), 1174 nucleotides long. Its product is annotated as cinnamoyl-CoA reductase 1-like. Lineage: Eukaryota; Viridiplantae; Streptophyta; Magnoliopsida; Solanales; Convolvulaceae. The transcript has 6 exons. The record is from RefSeq and is a predicted model, not a curated record. Bases 98 to 1096 code for a protein of 332 amino acids. Gene Ontology annotation, molecular function: oxidoreductase activity, acting on the CH-OH group of donors, NAD or NADP as acceptor.
GUGAAAAUAUAAAGAAGAAACAAACAUAUAUAUCACCAGUAUUGUUUCUAGUUUGAAGGUAAGUUCAAAUUUAAUCUGAAGAAGAAGAAGAAGCCAAAUGAGCGGAGAGGGGAAGGUGGUAUGCGUGACCGGUGCUUCCGGCUUCAUAGCUUCUUGGCUCGUCAAGCUUUUGCUCCACCGUGGUUACACCGUCCACGCCACCGUUCGCUGCCUCAAGGAUCCAAAUAAGGUGUCACAUCUUCUUGCAUUAGAUGGUGCCAAGGAAAGACUGCAUUUGUUUGAAGCUGACUUAGUUGAGGAAAACUCUUUCGAUGAUGCAAUUAAUGGGUGUGAAGGUGUUUUCCACACAGCAUCACCUGUUUCUUUUUCACCAUCUGCAACUAAGAGAGAACUAGUGGAUCCUGCAGUGAAAGGGACACUAAAUGUUCUUGGAUCUUGUGUGAGAACACCUUGUGUGAAAAAGGUAGUGGUGACAUCCUCAACAGCUUCAAUUUUUGUCAAAAGAAAUCUUAUAACACCGACUGAGGUAGUCGACGAGACUUGGUUUUCUGAUAAAGAAUUUGCAGAGGAAACAAAGCAAUGGUAUAUCCUGUCUAAAAUCCUUGCCGAGGAAGCAGCAUGGAAAUAUGCAUGGGAGAAUGGGAUUGACAUGGUUUCAUUGCAUCCUUGUCUUGUGGUUUCAUUGCAUCCUUGUCUUGUUAUUGGCCCUAUUCUGCAACCAACUCUUAACUUUUCAACCAAGGUGAUUCUAGACCUCAUAAAAGAGGAAAAGGAUUUCUUUCCCGGAAUCAAUUGUUAUGUUGAUGCUAGAGAUGUUGUAAAUGCACAUAUUCAAGCAUUUGAGGUACCUUCUGCCCGUGGAAGAUACCUUUUGAUUGGUGAAACAAUACACUUUUCUCAGGUUCUGAAGAUUGCAGGCCAGCUUUACCCUUCUCUUCCCAUUCCUGACAAAUAUAAAGGAGACUUGCCUGUAAUGCCAACCUUCAAAGCAUCCCAGAAAAAGGCAAAAAGUUUGGGCAUCAACUUUACUUCUUUUGCAGUGACCCUUAAGGAUACUAUUGAAAGUUUAAAGGAGAAAAACCUCCUCAGCUUCUAAUUUUUUUAUUUCAUGUUGCUUUUGUGGCGUUGUUGAAUGUCUGUGAUUGUUGAAUUUAUGGCGUAAUAAUAGUUAAAG